Molecule: messenger RNA, 312 nt
Organism: Vanessa tameamea
Lineage: Eukaryota; Metazoa; Arthropoda; Insecta; Lepidoptera; Nymphalidae
Product: histone H4
Exons: 1
Coding region: 1-312 (103 amino acids)
Biological process (GO): nucleosome assembly
Cellular component (GO): nucleosome
Molecular function (GO): structural constituent of chromatin; protein heterodimerization activity; DNA binding
Source: RefSeq, a predicted model, not a curated record
AUGACCGGUCGCGGUAAAGGUGGAAAGGGUCUGGGGAAAGGAGGCGCGAAGCGACACAGGAAAGUGCUCCGUGAUAACAUCCAAGGUAUCACGAAACCGGCCAUCCGUCGUCUCGCACGCAGAGGCGGUGUGAAACGUAUAUCCGGUCUGAUAUACGAAGAGACUCGCGGUGUCCUCAAAGUGUUCCUCGAGAACGUAAUCCGCGACGCCGUCACCUACACCGAGCACGCGAAGAGGAAGACCGUCACCGCCAUGGACGUAGUGUACGCCCUGAAACGUCAGGGACGUACUCUGUACGGUUUCGGCGGUUAA